AUGGCGGAACCUGUGGAAAAGGAGGCGUUAAUUGUUGAGAUAAUGAGUGGGGAUAGGGCCCAGCAGCUGUGCUUCUGGCUCUUUCUUUGCUUCCGCCCGGCGCUGGCUGGUGUCCCUGGUCCCUGCCGUCACUCUGUAACCCAGGAUCAUUUCCUGAGCCUAAACCGCCUGAUUGAUAACCAGUUGGAUAACAGCUGUUUCAUUAUCUACCCGUUCACCGAGUGUCUCAAUCUGAGUAAAGUGUGUUGUGUUAAAGCAGCGUUCCCACACAUCCUCGAUCUCCUCAGCUCACAUUUCCAUUAUGCCCAGAGUUCAGACAACAGACGAUACGUCAGCACAUUGGAAACCGUCAUCUUCCACCUGUACUCACAGGGCUGCGUCCCUGAGAUCAACGAGGAGUAUGAGGACAGUCCAGUCCGGUUCCUGAGGAUUGAGCAGAGUUCUCCUAAGGAGGCUCUCAAGAAGGUCCGCUCUGUGAUCAGGAUGUACAUGAGCCUGAUAAAUGAGAACUCCGACCCCCUGGACUGGGACUGUAAGGAUCAGUACGCUGCUGAGGACGACCCACAAUCCACACCUGGAACCAGCCAACCAGAGCGUCCUGCGAGUCUGGCUCUCUGAGUGCUGCUGCUGCUAAUCCAGAACUGGAGCUGAGUCAUGAACUCUCUGUCGUCAGGGAGACUUGAAGCUGCUCUGUGAGGAGGAGGAGGGGAAGGAGGAGACAGAGGAGGAGGAGUAAGAGGAUGGGGAGGAGGAGGGGGGAACACAGGAGGAGGAGGAGGAUCCUGGAUGAAGACCUGAUGGAGGAGCACUGAGGAGGACUGAGGAGGACUGAGGAGGAGAAGGAGGAGCAGAGGAGAGGAGAAACUUUGAGGACAGAACUGUAACAAACAAUAAAUAUGACAUGACAACAUGUAAGUAUGAUGACAUCAUGCAUAAAGGCUCUUUCAGAUCAAUAUUUUAUUUCAUUUUAUGAAAGUGAAAUAAAGUCUCAUAUUUAAACUUCA
Messenger RNA from Labrus bergylta (ballan wrasse), 1004 nucleotides. The record is from RefSeq and is a predicted model, not a curated record. NCBI's taxonomy places the organism in Eukaryota, Metazoa, Chordata, Actinopteri, Labriformes, Labridae.